UAAUGUUCCGUGGGUAUAGAUGUGGGAACAAAUAGUGGGUAGGAGAUCGGAGUGAAGUAAAUGACCCUUGCUGUUAAUGGUAACCUAAAAGGAAAUAGGGCGGAAACUUGAUGGCAAAACGGUCACAUAAUACAUAAUUUCUAAAAAGGAAAGAAGCGCGCUAAGAAGUUUCACCUGAUAAUUUGAGCGGAAGUAGAAAAAUUCAUGCUUAACAUGAUAAACUCGAAACCUUAAUUGGUUCCUCAUUCCUUCGAUUUCUCGCUACCGCGCACGACCCAGGGAGCUCAAGGUGAACAUUGGAUCGACGACGAACGACGGUGAACACAGCAACCUCCGACGUCUAUUUUUCCGACCACUGUCAUUUACACAGCUUGCUACUCUAUUAUUACUGCAGAGAACAUGGAAGAGAAAACAUGUGAUGAAGGCAUUAAAGAUACCUUGGAUUCCAAGUGUCAAAAAAUUCCUGCUGUAGGGGAAAAAUUAAGUGAUUUAUCUGUUGUUCACAUGCAAAACAAACAACGUGUCGAGAACCACGAUUCAGUAGAUGAUAUUGGAUCUUGGACACCAGUGAAGAGCACCCAGCCUUUGAAGAGAGAAUUACUGAAAGAUGAAGCAUUUGAACUCUCAGAUGAAUACAAGACCAUGAUAGGGUUCUUUGAUUGUAUGAACAGCUCCUUGAGGUUGCUCCAUCUACGUAAAAAGUUGCCUACCUUUCAAAAAAUUAGCAGUCAGGUGGAAGUACUGACAAAAAGAAAGUUCUCAUACAACCAUCUUGCUCAAAUAAAAUACAUUCUUCCGGAAGCUGUUCAGGUUGAGAAGAUUCUUGUACAUGAUGAGAAGACCUUUUGCAUGAAGCCAGAUAUGAAAGUCAGACUACUACUGGAUAUUGUAGAAGCUCAUCCAGACCAAUCUCCAUUCGUGGCACUGCGCCAACUCUUCCGUGCUAGGCUCUUAGAUUUCUUUUACACCCAUCCCAAGGGUUAUGACAUCCCAAAAGCCAUGCUACCAGAACCAUUUAACCAAGGAAACCACACUGUUAUUCCACAAAAGUUGCCUAUGGAAUCACCCAAAAAAUGUCAUUCUCUUUCUGAGCUGGAGUUGCCAUCAAGCUCAGCCCAUUUGUCUUCCUCGUUCAGCAAGCACUUCUCUCAGAAGAAUAUUGCUCCAGAAGAAGAAACGACUCAAUUGCUAGCACCCAUAUUUCCUCUAUCAUCUCUAAUCUCUCAUAAUGAAAACAAUCGAUGUUUUGAACAAGAUAAAGGAUCUAUUCCUUUAGCUUCCAAAUCCUGUGGCAUCAAGUCCAAUGCCAUGCUGAUCUCAAGUCCUCAGUGUUCCUUAAAUUCCAGUGCAUGUGAAAGUCCUCUUGCAAAGCUCAUCUCAGCUGUAGAUUAUUGGAUGGUAGAAACACCUGUUCAAAAAACACCAAAGAGAUUAAUUCCUGAUUCUGACAGCAAGAUAAAUGCUGAUGGCAGAGAGACUCAGUCUUCAACUCAUUCAGCUGCAAAGAGGUCCCUGAACUUCUCACCUCUAAAAGGUGAUGGAAGUACUGGCCCUCAACCGGCAACAACAAAUAGGGUUUUGUUUGAAGAUGUCACAAGAUCUUGCCAUUCAGUUGCUCAAAAGGACAAGGAAAAUAACAGCUUCAUUAUGAAGGAUCAGAAUACGAGUAAAAAAAGUUGUGAUACACAGAAUAUUUCACUGCGUGAUUUAUUUGAUCUGAUACACAGAAUAUUUCACUCUGCCAGCAGUUGUUCAAUCACAAAAGAGGAGCUUGUGCACAAAAUAAUCUUGAAUAAUUUUGAUAUUGUUGAAAGAAGUGAAGUUGAAGAACAACUUGAGCUGUUGGAAAAGUUGGCUCCAGAUUGGAUUUGCAAGAAGUUGGUUCCUAGUGGGGAUCUUCUCUACAGAGAGGUGGAGUUUAUACUGCUGUUGGACAAGUUAGAGAAAACAAAAAUCUGUUCGACAAAUGAGGAUGGUCUGUGGUGGAAAGAAUGCAGGAAUGGAAAGUUUUCAGUGAACCUUUCUACUUGGCUCUCAUCAAAGAAGACAUGGCGAGUGAUCAAGUAAGAGUGGUGUGGGGGAAUCCAGUCCCUCCGAGAGUUGAAGCUUUUGCUUGGAUGAUCGCUUUGGAUAGUAUUCUCACUUCAGAACACUUGAAGAGCAGAGGAUUCAGCAUGUCUUGCUACUGUUACAUCUGUAAGUUGGAGGAAGAAUUUGCUUUCCACUUGUUCUUCUCUUGCAAAUGGGCAAACUUUAUGUGGAGAUACUACUCUUUUCCUUUUGGAGUUCCCACAUUCCAUUCUUCCUCAACAGCUUAGAUUUUCUCUUUUUGGCCAAGGUUUAGUGGUAGCAAGAAAGCCAAAAUUGUAUGGAGCUGCAUUCCAUUUGCAGUGUGCUGGACUCUGUGGUGUGAGAGGAACAGGAGGCUCUUUGACGAUAAAGAAAA
Molecule: messenger RNA, 2446 nt
Organism: Nelumbo nucifera (sacred lotus)
Lineage: Eukaryota; Viridiplantae; Streptophyta; Magnoliopsida; Proteales; Nelumbonaceae
Product: CDT1-like protein a, chloroplastic
Biological process (GO): regulation of DNA-templated DNA replication initiation; mitotic cell cycle; DNA replication checkpoint signaling
Cellular component (GO): nucleus
Molecular function (GO): DNA binding; DNA polymerase binding
Source: RefSeq, a predicted model, not a curated record